UCACCGCUGUUUACUCGCUUUGCUUAGUAUAUACCAAAUUUCACAGGAACAAUAUAUAUAGGAUUUGAGGUUCCAGAGCACUGCUUAUGAAAACUUCCACUUUUAAGAUUCUAGCUUGGCUUAUCCUUUGACUGUGAAAGAUUGUGUUCUGUUCCUCUGAAAUGCUGGUUGACUUUCAAGAGACUACACAGUAUUAUAUCCUAUAAGAUAGAACCUUCAGGAACAACAUACAGUAAUACUUAUCUUUGAUACUGAAAGUUGGCAGAGAAUAUUCAUAGAAUGCUGAGAAAAGUUUUGCGUCCAGAAAGACUGUAGUUGGCUGGUUGGGCAUUUAUGUGAAUCUUGACUAUAAACAGGGCAUGAGGUGGGGCGGGAUGUGGCGGGAUGGUAUACCGGUUCUUUUCUAAAUGGCUUAAAAGCAUCCCGUUACUUCUUUGGCAGUAAAUGCCUGUGAAUUAAAAGGGGAAAACCAUCCCGGUUCUAUUUUCAUUCCACCCCAAGCACUGCGUUCUUGGCACAGAUGUCUCCCCUCUCAUCUCAGAACGGAAACACAUGCAGGUUCCGAAAUGUUGUUUUUUGUCUAGUUUUUGGAAUACCGGACGACGAACAAAGUCGAAAAAUGCAGUAAUUUUUAAUGUUGAUGACGCACACUCAGAGAUGUUUUAGACAGGCUCUAAUUAAUCCGUGAUAAAUAAAUUCUAGGCGCUUGCCAGUAGUUCAUUGAGAAAAAAUGUCAAGGAUGUCAAAGUUCUUUACAUAUGCUUCAAUUUGUAUUAUACAGUUGAUACAACUGUGCAGGCAUAAUUUUGUCAAGUUAUUCUUAUGACGCUUACGACUACGGAUCAGUGUUUAGUUUUAGACAACAUAGUUAAACGAUUUUCCUCCAGACGCACAAUUUUAACGGCGCAGAUCCUCGCCAUUCGGCAAAAGAAAAUGUUCACUUUUAUGCGUUAUUCCAAUUGUGGAAGAUAGGCCUGCCACCAAAGAAGCACCUUGGUAGCGUUGGUAGCAGUGGUUAAUCAUGGACAGUGGCGGUUUGAUGUGAAUUAUAGUUUUUAAGGAGUUUUGUGUUAAGUUUAUUAACUUUUCACUUACUUGAAAUUGACAGCAGAAAUGAAUAAGCAAACGGAAUCUAUACUCUCUUCAUUUAGAGGAGCCUCGGAAAUUAAAAAGCUAGAAGACACUCAGCGAGCUCUGAUUUCUAAAAGUAUGAACAAAUAUGCAGACAGGCAAAGCUUUUCAAGACAGAAGAGCAUUACAAGUGUCUCAUCUUCCCUUGGAACCAGCUAUGGGUCAGCCACUGAGACUUCUGUGGCAGAUGUGGGCAAGAGAAAGCCGUGUGGCUAUCUUACUUUGCUUGACAUCAGCAUGUUGGGUGGAUUUUCCAUUCCAGAAUCAAGUAUAUUGCCUGAUACGGAAUUUGUCCCGAAUUCUUUUCAUCAACAGUCUCAUCUUUCACGAUGGCGAUCAUUUGUGAAUGAAACUCCGAAGUGGAUAAUGAAGAUGGGAAUAGAAGGUUUGAAUAAACAAAGAAACAGCAGAAAUAAAAGGGCACAAAUACUAAACAAGAAGGAACACUUAAAAAAUAAAGAGAAGAGCGAUCAUUGGUUCCAGAAAACAAUAUGUGAUGAAGGAAACAAGGUGCAUAAUAAUGAAAAUAAGCAAGAAUGUACAACUGAGAACAGUGAAGUGGAAAAGGGGUUUCAAAAUGAAAGGAAUGAAAUAAUUCGAGAAGGGGAUGAAGUUAAUGUAUACACAAAGGAAUGGAGAGACUGGUCUCUUCAACUGACUGGAAAUGGCAGCCUUGUGAUAACAGGGAAGGUGGACAACAAUGUGAUAAGCAGAUCAGCAGAUGUUUCACUUUGUAAACGGCUUGAUGCACACACUCUGAAACUCAGUGGUGGUUCAAUAUACAAGUUGGUUGGAAUGCCAGAUCAUUUUACAAAUUUGCCAUGUUAUGUACGAAACAAAUUUCAAUGUGGAUUUCCCGAUGACUGGAAAGAAGUGAAAUUAAUGUGGAAGAAAUACAUAAUGCAGGGGAGCCCAUGUCACUUCAGUUGGACAUGUGAAAGUACUUCAGAAUGCAGAGAGAAUUCAACAAUGCAAAAGAACAAAAUUUCUACAGAGACUUCAUCGCCUGUUGAAGAAAGAGGGGGUGCUGAAGUACCUUCACAAGCAUUAAAUUCUAUGGUGCAAUCAUUUUCUGCCAACCAGUCACAAUCAAUAGCUGUGAAAAGUGUAGGAAAGUCACAUUUAAAAUCUACAGUACACCAACAACAUGGUAAACAGUGUGAUUGUAAAGAAGUGGAAGUACGUGUAAAGCAACUAAAUUCCACCAUGAUACAAGAAGGUGACAAGCAGCUGGAUGUUGAUGGAACAGAAAUGUGUGUCAUACAGCCAAGUUCUACUACAGUACAAGAAAGUCUGAAGCAAUCAAAUUUUAGAGAAAUGAAAGUAUGUUUAACACGAAUUUCUACUGCUGUACAAAAAUAUGGCAGGCAGUCAGGUGUUAAAGCAACAAAAGUACGUUUAAAACAGCCGACUUUCAACAUAGUAGAAGAAUGUGACAAGCAGUCAAAUGACAUAGAAGUGACACUUGUAGAUCCACCAAAUUCUGUUCCAGUCACUAAAAAAGUAUUGUCUCAAUCACUGACAAAUUGUGGUACUUCUGAUGGACACUCAUGCACUCCUGUUAACACAGUUUUGAAUGCUGCUGAGACUAGUGCCUUGUUGAACCUGCAUGUUCUUCAUAGAUGGGCUCCUGUUCUGAUAAAACCAGGCAAAUUAAAAUUAACAGGAUAUUUACAAAGCACUUGUUCCUCAGAGGCGUUCCAUACAACUGGUAUAGUUGUACGACGUAAAGAUUUUGACUGUUUUGUGUGUCAUGAUGGGACUGCCUACAAGUUACAGGGCCCAUUUGAAGAUCACAAACACAACAUACCAAGCCCAAUACAGAAGCUGCUACAUGAAGGACUGCCUUAUAAGUGGAAGAUGAUGAUAAGAAAGUGGGCCAGGUUACUGAAUGUAGUAAAUGGACAAGAGAAAGAAGCCAAACAGAAGAAAGAAACAACUUCUGUAACAAGCCAAGCUGAUCGUAUUGAGAGUACUAAACACAUAGCUGGUUAUGAUGAGUCUUUUGUUGCAGAGACUGUCACUGCUAAUGAUGUCUCUGCAUCAGAUGAAAACAGCAGUCUUAAUGAAGGAGCUGUGGAGAAGCAGACAUACAGGGCAGGGUCUCUGAUUCCACUGAAAAAAUUGGAUGGCCGAGGGAUCAUACAAACUAGUUCGAGGGGACGGCUUGUUGUUCCACCAGUGAGGUACUGGUUGGGUGAGAGGCUUGUGCAGCAAAAUGACCAGCCCACAUUCUUUUCUCCAAGAGCUGGAGUCACCAAAGUUAUUGUGAACCAGAGUUUUGCCAGUAGUGGAUCCCAGAAGAAGCGGAAACAUUCAACACCUGAAGCAGCAACACUGCCCCUCUCCAAGAGGAGACAUGCCAGACAUAUUACUACACAUGUAAAGAAAAGCAAGCUGGGGACACCCAAAGAAGAAGGGGCAGUUAUGUCACACAGCCCACAGUCUGACCAGAAGCAAAAAGCUAUCAUGAAAGCAUGGCAGACAAGGAGAGCAAUUGAAGGAAAGUACAAUGCAAGGCAGAAAAGACUCAUGCUGAAUGGGAAAGAGAAGUACAUGCAAAUCUGUGAGAGUGGUGAAACCUUGUCAGAUGGUACAUUUACUGAAGCCAAAGAGGACAGAGUUUUAAGCAAAAUGGAACACAAGUCUAAAAGACCUGCUUAUAAAUCUGCAUCUGCCAGCUGGUGUACGAAGACUGGUGCAAGAAAAACCAAAAAUUAUUCAUUACGAAGUCAAAAGAAUGGAGGGCUGAAUAAUGCGAAGGAAUUUAGAGGAGAAACGCUGAAAAAGAAAAGAAAUUUCAGCCCCCCCUCCCACAUUUAUGAUAGUGAGGAAGAUCUACUGGAUGGAUAUGGUGAUGAUGUACUGGCGGACCUGGUAAGUUAUAAUGAAAUAUCAUGGGCUAUUUGCAUUAAAAUGAUUUCUGUAAAUGUUGUCACGUGAAGUGCCAAGGCUGUGCUCAAUACAGUCAGUGGUUUCCAUCAGUGUGUUGUUGACAGUUCCAUGAUCAAUUCAGCAGUUUCUGAACAUUACAAGUAUGUGACCAUGACCCUCUCAGUGGAGAAAAAAAUUAAUUCUGUCCUCCACUGCAAAUAACAACAAUUAUUAAAUAAGUCUCUUUAAAGCACAUCCUACAUUAAUAUACAUUUUAUUAAUUCCAAACCAAAAUCCCAUGAAUAAAUUCUUCUAGUUUUAAGUACUUCAUUGUUGAACAGUUCAUUAUUAAGUAAGAAAUUCUGAGAUUCAUUGUGGCAUUUCUGGCAUUUAAAUGUCUUUACAGAAUAAAUUAACAAGAAGUUGUGGGAAGAGCUAAUUGCUUACUCUCCUUUCACUGUAAUUUGAAUACCUGAUA
Molecule: messenger RNA, 4483 nt
Organism: Cryptotermes secundus
Lineage: Eukaryota; Metazoa; Arthropoda; Insecta; Blattodea; Kalotermitidae
Exons: 16
Coding region: 1114-4074 (986 amino acids)
Source: RefSeq, a predicted model, not a curated record